AUGGACAGACUGUUUCCCAAAGAUACCAUCAAGAGCACGGCCGAGUCUGUGGGGAUCGCGAACCUAAAGGAUAAUGUCGCAGCUACACUGGCACUUGAUGUGGAGUAUAGAAUCCACGAGAUUAUUCAGGUGGAAGCGAAUAAGUUCAUGCGUCACUCAAAACGUACCAAACUCACGGGCGAGGACAUAAAUAAUGCACUACACGUGCGCAACGUGGACCCAUUGUACGGAUUUACCUUAAAUGAAGAACCCAAAUUCCAACGUGUGACGGCAGGCCAGCAUGACCUGUUUUACCUUGAUGACGAUGAGUAUGAGUUCGAAAGCUUGAUCGAUUCACCGAUGCCAAAGUUACCCUCGGAGGUCACCUUCACUGCUCAUUGGCUCGCGGUGGAAGGCGUCCAACCGGCGAUUCCGCAUAAUCCAUCACCUCUCUCCACCGAAGAUAUCGUACCAGAAAUCCGCAACAGAAGGGCAUCAACGAAUGCUAUUAUCCAAGUGCCUAACGGGGUAGUGUCCGGCACGCCGGAAAUAGAGGUUAAGCCUUUGGUGCAACACGUGUUGUCCAAAGAACUGCAGGUAUUUUAUGAAAAAGUUACAACGACCAUGCAAAGUGAGGAUGAUAGUAUGAUGAGAGUGUCCGUGCUCCAAAGUCUGGAACGUGACACUGGGUUAGCACAACUGCUCCCAUACUUUAUACAGUUUAUUUGCGAGAAGAUUGGACAGCACAUCAAAAAGAACCUUACUAUCAUCGAGUCAAUGCUAAAGAUGACCGACUCGUUGAUCAACAACACCAGUCUCUAUUUGGAACCUCAUCUACAUCAUUUGAUGCCAGCUAUACUGACCUGUGUAGUGAGAAAGAAGAUCGGGGUAGAUCCCGACAACCACCAUUGGGAAAUACGCGAAUUGGCCGCGCAUAUACUCGCCAAAAUCUGUGAUAGAUACGUGGCUAUGGGUGCUUUAGGACGCGAGGUGAUCAGGUCCAUCUUGGUGCCAAACCUCAAAACAUAUGCAGAGGAGGUACUCUCGUCGAAGGAUCUUUCCGAUGUCAAAGCCGUGCGCUGUUACAACGCAAUAGUGGACAUACUACCAAAGCUAAAAGAAACCAUUGAUCCCACGGUCAACGUUCAAAUGCACGACGAGGAUUUGAGACAAAAACUGGUGGAUAAAAUAGGAGAAUACUUUGCCGAAGGAGUUAUGAGCAAAAUUGGGGAUGAGCAAGUCAUAAUGGCGAUAAUCAAUUGUUAG
This is a messenger RNA of Acaulospora colombiana, 1245 nucleotides long. Lineage: Eukaryota; Fungi; Glomeromycota; Glomeromycetes; Diversisporales; Acaulosporaceae. The record is from the annotation of a GenBank genome assembly.